UUCGUUUCAACUCAGCUUAAACAAACACUAAAAUUUCAAUGGCCUUAAACUCAUCGUCUCAGCUUCAUUUUGUGUUGAUACCAUUUAUGUGCCAGGGACACCUUAUUCCCACGAUAGACAUAGCCAGGUUAUUGGCAGAUCGUGGUGUAAUGGUCACUGUAAUUACCACAACUAAGAACGCUGCCCGUUUCAGCAACUCCAUCAAUGGCGCCAUCAAGUCUGGUCUAGCAAUUCGCGUCGAACAACUUCCGUUUCCGGCUGCAGAGGUUGGUUUGAUCGAAGGGUGUGAAACAGUAGACAAUCUCCCAUCAAUGGAUCUGAUGAGCAGCUUCUUCGCUGCAUUGAGCUUCCUUCAACAACCGGUGGAGAAGAUGUUUGAGGAGCUAAAACCCCGACCAAGCUGCAUUAUAUAUGACAGGAAUUUCACGUGGGUAGCUGAAAUGGCUUCCAAGUAUCAGAUUCCGAGGAUCUGGUUUGAUGGAAAGAACUGCUUCUCUCUUUUAUGCAGUCAUAGUUUAACCAAAUCUAAGGUCCAUGAAUUCGUCCCCCAAGGGGAGACUGUUUUGGUGCCAGGAUUGUCUGAUAGAAUCGAAUUCAAGAUAGCACAGCUGCCUGGAAACCUCAACCCUGGAAUCUCAUUAGCAAUGAAGGAACAAAGUGAAAAGGCAAAGAUGGCAGAAGAAGGAGCUAAUGGUGUGAUUAUAAACAGUUUCGAGGAGUUGGAAACUGAAUACUUUGAAUCUUUUCGAAAAGUUAGCAAACAAAAUGUGUGGUGCAUUGGUCCAGUGUCACUGAGCAACAAAAACAAUUUUGAUAAAGCUCAAAGGGGAAGCGAGGCGCUAACUAAUGAAAACCAGUGCUUGGAAUGGCUUGAUUCAUGGCCACCAAGCUCGGUAAUCUAUGUUUGUUUCGGAAGCCUCAGUCGACAAACACCUACUCAAUUAAUCGAAGUCGGUUUAGCCUUGGAAGCAUCCAAGAGACCAUUCAUUUGGGUCAUUAGAAGAGGGUAUAAGAAAGAAGAAAUGGAGAAAUGGUUAAAAGAAGAUGGAUACGAGGAUCGGAUAAAAGGAAGAGGACUAUUGAUAAGGGGUUGGGCGCCACAAGUUUUAAUCUUAUCGCACCCAUCGAUCGGAGGGUUCUUGACACACUGUGGGUGGAACUCAACACUUGAAGGGAUUAGUGCCGGCGUGCCGAUGAUAACUUGGCCUUUAUUCUCCGAGCAAUUUGUGAACGAGAAGCUGGUCGUGCAAAUUCUGAAAAUUGGUGUUGGUGUGGAUGUUAAAGCAGCGGUGCAGAUGGGAGAGGAAGAAUUUGGGGCGGUUGUGAAGAAGGACAAUAUUAUGAAGGCAUUAGAGAGUUUAAUGGAUGAAGGAGAUGAAGGAGAAGAUAGAAGGAAAAGGGCAAAAUAUCUUGCUGAAAUGGCAACGAAAGCAGUAGAAGCGGGAGGGUCGUCUUACCUUAACAUUACGUUACUGGUUGAAUAUAUCAAGCAACACCCCACGACCAUCACUAGGAAUUAAGUUUCAAUAAUUCAACCCUACUUUAUUUCCUCCCUUUCACUUGUUUUUUUUUUCUUUUUCCUUUUUGACGUAUUCGGUUUUCAACUCCUCGAAAGUAUUUACGAUCACCCCAUUUACUUCUACCUCCAUCGCCAUUUCACUAUUUUCUUUAAUGAAAAGUUGUUUCUGUU
Molecule: messenger RNA, 1690 nt
Organism: Gossypium raimondii (Peruvian cotton)
Lineage: Eukaryota; Viridiplantae; Streptophyta; Magnoliopsida; Malvales; Malvaceae
Product: UDP-glycosyltransferase 73C6
Exons: 1
Coding region: 39-1520 (493 amino acids)
Molecular function (GO): UDP-glycosyltransferase activity
Source: RefSeq, a predicted model, not a curated record